CGUGUACUUUGGAAGAAAAAAUAGUUCUAUGCUAGAAGCUUCAUUCCAAAGCCAUCCUCCACCUGAGACGCAUGGCGCCGUCGUCGUCGACGACGGCCACGCCGGUUAGGGCGAACUCCAGGCCACCGUCGUCGUGCCCGAGGGGACACUGGCGGCCCGGUGAGGACGAUAAGCUGCGGCAGCUCGUUGAAAACUACGGGCCGCAGAACUGGAACUCCAUUGCCGAGAAGCUGGAGGGCAGAUCAGGGAAGAGCUGUCGUCUCCGGUGGUUCAACCAGCUGGACCCGCGGAUCAACCGGCGGCCCUUCACCGCGGCGGAGGAGGAGCGGCUCCUGCAGGCCCACCGCGCCCACGGCAACCGGUGGGCGCUCAUCUCCCGCCUCUUCCCCGGCCGCACCGACAACGCCGUCAAGAACCACUGGCACGUCGUCAUGGCCCGCCGCAGCCACCACCACCACCGCUCCGCCGGCACCCUAGCUCUCCUCGCCGGCUCUGUAUACUCGCCUCCGCCACGUCGCCCGCCGUUUCAGUGCUUCCACUUCGGCGCCCCGCCUGCGGCGAUGAAGACCACCGGCUCCCUCUCCCUGUGUUUCGCCACGCCCGGUUCCGGUCCAUCGUCCAGCCUCAGCAGCCCAGGGACGUUUAGUGUCAUCAGGAACUGCAACGUUCCCACUACCGUCGCGUUCUCUUCUUCAAGAGAAGUGGCCGCCACACCGGACGACCAUCGCCAUGACAUGGGCAGAGACGACCAUGGCCACCGCAAGGACGAUGACGAGGAUGGUGAUGGAACGGCUUCGAAGAGGAAGGACGUGGACGUGCCGUUCUUCGACUUCCUAGGCGUCGGCAUCUGAAUCUGAAGAAAAAAAAUGUUGGUACAUUUAUUUAUGGAUACGAAGUUAUACGGUGGUACUUCCUUCGUUCCAAAAUAUAGAUUGUUUUAACAUUUUUAGGUUCAUAUAUAACUAUAUAUUGUUAUGCACCUAGACAUGCGUUACAUCUAUGUGCAUAGCAAUAUAUAUAAACUAAAAGAGCUAAAACAAUAUAUAUUUUGAAAUGGAGGGAGUAAGUAUAACUUAGGAUGUUAGCUAGGCAAUUAUGUGUUGGUGCACCAUACACUGAGAUGCACGAGGGGACCACAUGUCAGUAGCAUGUCCUUAGCUUGCACUCUUAGUUUCCUUCUUCUCUCUUAUAUAUGCGCAUGUAAAAUUGACAUGGGGAAAAAUGAUGAUGUGGCUGAGUAUAGGAGCACUGAGGGAAUUUAGACCAAGAUAAGAAUUUAUAAAAAAAAUUCCCAACAAUAAGAGGUAGUUAACUAGUUAUGUUGACACUUUUCCCUAAUAGGCGGAUGUUCUUGCUGAGAAUGUAAACAAGUCUGUUAAGUUGGCAGCUGAAUAAUGGACGGAGGUGGCCAAUUAUUUAUAGCUAACUAGUAUAAACAAUUACAGUGUGCUGUAGCUACUGAUGGUUCUUUAUGUAAUUGAUAUCAUUCAAAGGUAUGCCAUUUCUAUCCUAAAUUUUAGUCCAACGCAACAACUUGCCUGCCUGUUCGAAAGUCGAUCUGGAAAAAUUAAAAGUGACUGAUUCUUUUCUUGUUCCUUCAUCACCUACACCAUGCCAUCCUCUGACGUCUUUACUGCGAAGUGUGGUUAACUGAUAGUAGAAAACAAGAAUCUGGUAAGCUAAAGGUUUGUGGCAGACUGCCUGAUCAAUUGCAAAAGCUGACAAUACAA
This is a messenger RNA of Setaria italica (foxtail millet), 1730 nucleotides long. RefSeq names its product transcription factor MYB52. Gene Ontology annotation, biological process: regulation of DNA-templated transcription. Gene Ontology annotation, cellular component: nucleus. Gene Ontology annotation, molecular function: DNA-binding transcription factor activity, RNA polymerase II-specific; RNA polymerase II cis-regulatory region sequence-specific DNA binding. NCBI's taxonomy places the organism in Eukaryota, Viridiplantae, Streptophyta, Magnoliopsida, Poales, Poaceae. Bases 72 to 851 code for a protein of 259 amino acids. The transcript has 2 exons. The record is from RefSeq and is a predicted model, not a curated record.